UCAAAUAAACCACCCUCGAAAGAAAAGAACAUGCCAACUGUUCGCCUGCCAGCCGUCCGAGCGUUUUAUUUGUGUUUUUGUUCCUAUGAUUCUUCCCGUGCGGUGGACAAGCCUGGCCUGAUCCCGCCGAGCGAUUGAGAGAGGCUCGCCUGAGUUCUCUGAAAAUGUGGGAGCGUUGCUUCAGUGAACGGCGAGCGCGGCAAAUCCAGCGUGCUUUUCGCAGAGGAAAGCUUACCCUCCUCUGCCUGUUCAUGACCGUCAUCGUCCUGCGCGGCACCAUCGGCGCAGGCAAGUUCGGCACUCCAGUGCAGGACUUCGACGAGAUCCGCCACCGACUACACUCGAGCCAACUUUCCGUUCCCCAUCGCAUCCUCAUAGAGGAGCAUUCGUCCGCAUCCAACGCCGUCACCGGUAAGGAGAACUCCAUGGAGGAGGACGAUCCGAGGGAUACCUCAAGACCAUACUCUUUAGGGCCCAAGAUCUCUGACUGGGACGAGCAGCGAGCCCAAUGGCUCAAAUCUCAUCCGGAAAACCCUAAUUUCUUGACGCCAAAGAAGCCGCGAGUCCUUCUAGUAACCGGAUCUUCGCCCAAGCCCUGUGAGAACCCUGUGGGUGACCACUACCUCUUGAAAUCGAUUAAAAACAAGAUCGAUUACUGCCGCGUACACGGCAUCGAGAUCUUCUACAACAUGGCGCUUCUCGACGCCGAAAUGGCUGGGUUCUGGGCUAAGCUCCCCCUUAUCCGCAAGCUCCUCCUCUCCCACCCGGAGGUUGAGUUCCUUUGGUGGAUGGACUCCGAUGCCAUGUUCACGGACAUGGUCUUUGAGCUUCCUUGGGAACGCUACUCCACUUUCAACCUCGUUAUGCACGGCUGGAAUGAGAUGGUCUAUGACGAUCGCAAUUGGAUUGGCCUCAAUACCGGCAGCUUCCUCCUACGAAACUCCCAGUGGUCGUUAGAUCUUCUCGACGCCUGGGCACCGAUGGGUCCAAAGGGCAAAAUACGAGAGGAUGCUGGCAAAGUUUUGACCAAUUUUCUUAAAGACAGGCCAGUCUUCGAGGCAGACGACCAAUCCGCCAUGGUUUACCUCCUUGUAACCCAGAAGGAUCGGUGGGCCGAAAAGGUCUACCUCGAAAGUGCGUACUAUCUUCACGGCUACUGGGGAAUUCUGGUGGAUAGGUACGAGGAGAUGAUGGAGAAUUACCACCCCGGGCUUGGGGACCAUAGGUGGCCACUGGUCACGCAUUUUGUCGGUUGCAAGCCCUGUGGCAAGUUUGGAGACUACCCCGUAGAACGAUGCCUUAAGCAAAUGGACAGGGCAUUCAAUUUUGGAGACAAUCAAAUUUUGCAGAUGUACGGGUUUAAUCACAAAUCAUUGACAAGCAGGAAGGUGAAGAGGGUUCGGAAUGAGACUGCAAAUCCACUGGAUGUCAAGGAUGGUCUUGGUUUGCUUCAUCCUCAUUUCAAAGCUGUUAAGAUGCAAAUUUAACUGGGGCUCAUUCUUCCUUCUUGAUGGCUUUGGCUGAGGGAAGACUGUUUAUACUAAGUGUAUAAUAUGGUGUGUAGAGGUCUUUCUUUUUCGGUGAUAAUUCAUUGGCUGGAUGGAUCACAGGCAUAGAGUGUCAAUUUUAUUUAAUUAUUUGUUUUUUUUUUUUGCUGAAGUGUGAAUCUUACUCUAGUCCUUGUAUGUUUUUGCGUCCAAUUGUAACUAUGAUUCCAUAUACAUGCUGAUUUUGUGGUUCCUUUAUGUGGGCAGAUAGAUACCUUGGUUAUUUUGCCCAUUUUGAGUUAUGAAGACCCUAUUUAUUUGGAUUUAUUACAGUCCCUAUACGUGGAUAGAUACCUUGGGUACUAGCAUUAUAUGGACUCUGAAGGGACCAAUGCUUUGUUUAUUUAUUAUUUUCCUGUGUCUAUCUUUCUCUUUUUCUCUCAAUACAGCAGCCCAUUGUUUAACAUUGAGAUAUUAUCAUU
Phalaenopsis equestris is the source of this 1969-nucleotide messenger RNA. Its product is annotated as xyloglucan 6-xylosyltransferase 2-like. Gene Ontology annotation, biological process: xyloglucan biosynthetic process. Bases 165 to 1487 code for a protein of 440 amino acids. NCBI's taxonomy places the organism in Eukaryota, Viridiplantae, Streptophyta, Magnoliopsida, Asparagales, Orchidaceae. The transcript has 2 exons. Gene Ontology annotation, cellular component: membrane; trans-Golgi network; endosome. Gene Ontology annotation, molecular function: xyloglucan 6-xylosyltransferase activity; hexosyltransferase activity; UDP-xylosyltransferase activity. The record is from RefSeq and is a predicted model, not a curated record.